Molecule: messenger RNA, 1518 nt
Organism: Fonsecaea nubica
Lineage: Eukaryota; Fungi; Ascomycota; Eurotiomycetes; Chaetothyriales; Herpotrichiellaceae
Exons: 6
Coding region: 1-1518 (505 amino acids)
Biological process (GO): carbohydrate transport; transmembrane transport
Cellular component (GO): membrane
Molecular function (GO): carbohydrate:proton symporter activity
Source: RefSeq, a predicted model, not a curated record
AUGUCUCCUACUCCUGACCUCGGGGACAGCCAUGCCCCUAUGAAACCGCACACAACUUGGAUCAACAUCAUCACUAUACUUGCGGCCGCAACGGCAAGUUUCAACUUUGGCUAUUCCAACAAUGCCAUUGCUGGGACGAUCGCCCAAACCUCAUUUGUUGAGUACUUCUUGAUGAAGGACCCCACGUCUCGCGUGGGAGGAAUGCUUGGAGCGUUCUUUGGUGGAGGAUUCAUUGGAAGUGUGAUUCAGAGCCCCAUAUCCUCGCGCUUCGGGAGACGACCUUGUAAUAUGGCGGCAGCUGUCAUUAUCAUGAUAGCUGGAGCUCUCCAAGCGGGCAGUGUCCACAUUGCAAUGUUCCUCGUUGCUCGUGUCCUUAAUGGAAUUGGAGCUGGUAUCAUCAUCGCGAAUACGCCAGUCUACAUGAGCGAAAUUGCGCCUGCUCAUACUCGCGGUAUUCUGGUCAGUUUCCAGGGGAUCUCGAUCACCGGCGCCUACAUUUUCUCAUCCGUCUUCGCUCUCGCAUUCCACUUUGUCGAUCAUUCCUAUCAGUGGCGCUUGCAAUAUAUCAUUCUGACCGCCGUUGCAUUACUUUUGGUGGUGACCAUGUAUUUCAUCCCGGAAAGUCCUCGGUGGCUCAUGGAUGACGGACGAGCCGAUGACGCCUGGGCGGUUCUACAGAAGCUGCACAAGUCGAAGAAAGACCCCACGGCGAAACUUGCACGUAUGGAAUAUAUCCAAAUCAAGGCGCAGAUUGAAGAAGAAAAGUCUUUGCCUUCUGGUUACUGGUAUAUCCUGAAAACGCCUCACAUGCGCAAACGAGCCAUCUGUGGAUCCAUUGUUUGGGUCAUGGGGCAAUCGACUGGCAUCGUUGUCAUCGCAAAUUUCGCACCACAGCUCUUUGCUGGUCUGGGAUAUAGUAACGUACUUCAAUUGGGGCUUUCCGUCGUCUGGGUCACAGUAUGUGCAAUCGGAACUUGGCUCAGUGGUCUUCUUAUCGAACGUCUCGGCCGAGUGAAGCAACUUGCUCUGGGAGGUUAUCUCUGCAGUAUUUGCCUCAUCAUUGAGGCAGUCCUCCAGAAAUACUACAUCGGAUCCUCUAACGCAGCAGGUCUCAAAGCGGCUACUGCGAUGUACUUCAUCUUUGUCUUCAUCUUCGGGCUGUUUAUUGAGUGUCCUGGCUAUACCUACAUCGUUGAAAUAUGGCCAACUCACCUCCGAAGUGAGGGUGCGACGAUCGGCUUUGUUUCCUACUUCAUAAUGACCAUUGUGUACAACAGCCCAGCGGCGGAAGCCUUUGCAACCAUUGGAUGGCGCUACUACUUUGUGAUGAUUGCGGUCUGCAUCGUAUCCAACACCUUUCUUCUCUGGUAUUGUCCUGAGACUGCCGGAUUGACCUUGGAAGAAAUUGCAGCUAAAUUUGGAGAUCAUGUGGCCGUGGAGAUCUCUGCUAUCGACGUCAAUAAGCUCGAGUUUGAGAAGACUGGCGAAAAGCGAGUGGAAAGUGUCGAAGAGGCGUGA